UCUACUUUCCCGCCACAUGUCUUUCUUUAGUCGCCAUGGAAACAAAGAUAAAGCACAAAGAAAUGCUGACCUAAGCACUGAGUCCCAUUGUUGAUCGACCAGAGAACACUAGCACUAGCACUAGAAGGAGCCUCACUGCAAAAUGUCAGCCACUAGACCUGUGGCUCAGGGUGGAGCAAUGUUCUCGUCUGCUAGGGCACCAGUCAGCAAGGAAACACAACAAUUGCUCAAAGUGAUGAUGAGCGAGUCGAAGCUGACCAGUUUCCAGCAGCGUCAGUUGAAAGAAACGAUGAGAAGUGGAGGCAGUCUCCCACUCAAUUGUAAUCCGACCACCAGUAGUCCGGGACGGGGGACUCAGAAAAAGGGCAGCUCAAAGACCUCACGUCAGCCAUCAGUUCAGGGGAUUAGAACCAAACAGACGAUUGAGAAGCGUGUAGAUCCUGAGCCAGAGUAUAGACCCACUCCCUCCCGAUACAACUCCACUGUUGAGAAGCAAAAGUUACAGAAUGUGAUGGCUUUUGGAGUUGACACAGAGCCAAAGCCAGUACACAGAGUAUCAUCAACGAUGGUGCCUGAACAAGAAGUCGACAGAUUUGAUGAAAUCUUGCAAGAAAUUGGAGAGAGAAAGGAAUUUCUCAACGAAAUGGAAUCCCUCGGACAAGGCCACAAAUUCAGGAGCAGAAUUAUGACAGAAAUUUCACAGAAAAUCCAUGAACUGGAAAUUUUAGACAGACAAAGAUGCAAGGAACUAAGUUCAGAGCUCAACAGUUAAAAUGUUUAUAAUUUUUCAACAAGAAAUAGCAUUAUUUUGUCAGGACACCAUCAUACAUUAACUUAUUG
Molecule: messenger RNA, 840 nt
Organism: Halichondria panicea
Lineage: Eukaryota; Metazoa; Porifera; Demospongiae; Suberitida; Halichondriidae
Product: UPF0193 protein EVG1 homolog
Exons: 4
Coding region: 143-772 (209 amino acids)
Source: RefSeq, a predicted model, not a curated record